CUGAAGCGUCAAAUAAGUGCGUGAAAUCGGCUCGCACAGCGUCGCUUACAUUUGUUUAGCCAUGAAUCCCAUGAUCGUUGAAAUGGAAAAAAAUCGAUCACGUUCCAAAACUUUUUACGUGAAAACCGUGUCUUAAAAUAUCCUCGUACAUUGUAUGUGUGCAUGGGCAAGAUUGUGACAUAUAACUUUUUUUAAUGCCAAACAUAUGAGAUGAAUGGUGAGUUGCUAGAAGCUCAAAAGGAAUGGAUAAUGCCAAUAUUUGACCGUUUUAAAGUGUCCUACAAUCGUGGCUUUAUUCCUGAUAAAGAUCCAUUGUUGAAAUUCACAAAUCCAUACUUUGAACCUUGGGAUGAAGUAUUUCAAAACUUGACUCAACUAAUUGCAUCAGGAAAGCUACGUACGAUCGUGGAAAGUUUGCCUUUAUUGGAUCAUGCUGUGUUGGACCGUGAAGAAGACUGGGCCAGAGCAUAUCUGGUUCUUUCUGCCUUGGGUAAUGGUUAUGUUUGGCAAAAUGGUGAACAUGACCCUGUGAAGGUUAUUCCGAAGAAUUUGGCAAUACCUUGGUUUGCUGUAGCAGAAUAUUUUGGGUCUUGUCCUGUCAUCGCUCAUUGGAGUGGCAUUCUAAACAACUGGAAGAUAAAAGACAAAACAAGAUUUCUUGAUGUUGACAACAUCGAAACUCAGUUUGUAUUCACAGGUGCAAAAGACGAAUUUUGGUUUUAUGCUGUAACUUGGCAAUUAGAAAUGCACGCUGUUCCUGGGAUCAAGAGUGUUGUUGCGGCUCAAAAGGCCGUUUUGGAUAGGAAUACGGACUUGUUGAUCACUUGUUUAUCUAUUUUACAAGAAACUAUUGGACGUUUAACGAAAACUUUAAAUAAAAUGUUUGAACAUUGUCGUCCAGAGGUCUUUUACUCAAAACUGCGAGUAUUUUUAGCUGGGUGGAAAAAGAACAAAACUUUACCUGAAGGAAUUUUGUACGAAGGAGUCAGUAAAAUUCCAUUAAUGUUUUCAGGAGGAAGUGCAGCUCAAAGCACGACCUUUCAAAUUUUUGAUGCUGCCCUUGGAGUUAGUCAUCCAAAGAUUGAAGAUGGUGAAAAGUCCUUUUUAGAAUCUAUGUUAGAUUACAUGCCUCGUUGGCAUAGAGAAUUUGUUUUGUAUGUUCGAGACGGACCUUCAAUUCGUGAAUAUGUGUUGAAAAGCAAUGACCACAAACUCCAACAACUUUAUAACGAAUGUAUUGAACGUUUGACAGAAUUCCGUAGCGAACACGUAAAAAUAGUCGCAAGAUAUAUCACAAUUCAAGCGACAAAAAGUAAGAACGUUAAUGUGAAAAUGCUCGCGAAUCAAGGAACUGGUGGAACUGGUGUCAUGCCAUUUUUAAAAGCAGUACGACAAAAAACGUCUGAGAGGAAGAUUCACCUUGAAAAUGGUUUUGAAAAAAAUAUACCGUAGUUUUAUUCGUAGUUGUAUAAGUAAAUUAAAAUCACUGGCGUAGCCAGCCUGCAAUAUUUUUCUUGCUAUGUAAAAUUUUCUGUGUAAAAAACAAUAGAUUUCUAAAGGAAUGAAAAUGCAAUUGCUAUGAAAUUUACAUAGCAUGACUAAACUUGCAGGAUGGUUACGCUAUUUAUAUAAUAUAUAACUAAAAUGCUUCAAAUAAUAAAAAUAUGCAAUCUUUAAUAUUUUUGUAUCCAUUUUUCUGCGAGACUAAGGACCGUUUCAAACGUCGAACUUAACUUGCGCCGAACGCAUUAAAGACAAAGGAUAUAUAUAGAGAUGAAAUUUCUCAUUAUCUUUUGUUUUAAGUGCAUUCGGCAAAUGCAAAGUUCGACAUUUAAAACGGACCUUCGAUAAAAAUAAAGGGAUUAUUACAAGAGACAGGGGGAAAGACUUUUUUUGCCAUAAAUGGACUAUUUUUCAAUUUCUUCAAAAAAGAUUGUAAAACAUUUGGAAGUUUUAAGAAAUGUAUAGUUUGUAACGUGUGAAUGAUGUGACUGUUAAUGAUGUGACGUCUAAUAAACGCCCCGUAUCAAAUAA
Molecule: messenger RNA, 2034 nt
Organism: Xenia sp. Carnegie-2017
Lineage: Eukaryota; Metazoa; Cnidaria; Anthozoa; Malacalcyonacea; Xeniidae
Product: indoleamine 2,3-dioxygenase 2-like
Exons: 15
Coding region: 211-1452 (413 amino acids)
Biological process (GO): 'de novo' NAD+ biosynthetic process from L-tryptophan
Cellular component (GO): cytoplasm
Molecular function (GO): indoleamine 2,3-dioxygenase activity; metal ion binding; L-tryptophan 2,3-dioxygenase activity
Source: RefSeq, a predicted model, not a curated record